Messenger RNA from Dracunculus medinensis (Guinea worm), 474 nucleotides. The record is from the annotation of a GenBank genome assembly. NCBI's taxonomy places the organism in Eukaryota, Metazoa, Nematoda, Chromadorea, Rhabditida, Dracunculidae.
AUGCGUGAACGAAGUCGCAGCCGAGAUCGCGAUCGCCGACGGAAAUCUCGUUCACGUUCAGCAGGACGAAUGCGUGGGAUUGACCGAGAUCGCGAACGUGAUAUCGACCGAUUAAGGCGAAGGAGUCGAGAACGACGUCGUUCGCGAAGUCCUUUGGAGAGAAAUCGUAGUCGGAGUAAAAGUCGUGAACGACGAUUUCGUGAAGAUAGAGAUAAAAGGGAUCGCGAUGGGCGAAAACAUGAAAAGAAACCCCGGAAAGAUAAACAGAAGAAUGAAGCUAUCGAAUCUGAAUCUUUAAAAGGCGUAGAUAAAGAAAUGAUGAAAAUUAUGGGGUUUGCGGGUUUCAAUACUACUAAAAAUAAAAAAGUGAUUGGUAACUCAGAGGGUGCUGUUUUGAUCAAUAAACCACGCAGAUAUCGUCAGUACAUGAAUAGAAAAGGUGGAUUUAAUAGGCCUCUUGAUUAUGUCGCUUAA